ACAUUCAUUUCUUCAGUUGCUCAUCCUCACUCACCUUCACCGCUCAGCGGUUUCCGAUUCCCGGCAACCAUACGAUUUGCCGCAACCAGAAGACGGAAACUAGAAAACAUGCUUUCACUUCUCAAACGCGCCAAGCCUGCACUCUUCUACGCCACAACCAAACAAUUCACUACCAAAAUUUUCACUCCCUUAAUCCUCACCGGUCCGAGACUUCCCUUUUCUUCACCCUCGAGAAAAUCAGUAAAUGUCGGGUUUUGUUUUGUUCGCCAUGUAAGCGACGGAACCCCCACCGACUACGACCACAUUAGGGCUAAUGUUAACUGCCCUCGAUGCUCCUCUCAAAUGUCGAUACUCUUCUCUAACCGCCCGCUGUCAAUCACCGGCAGAGAAGCUGGUAUUUAUCAAGCGGUUAACUUUUGCCCUAAUUGCAAAACGGCUUUCUAUUUCAGGCCGUUUAAGUUGGAGCCUUUGCAGGGUAGCUUCAUUGAGCUUGGUAGGGUUAAGGGUUUUAACAACAGUAGUAGUGGUAACAGUAGUUGUAAGGAUUCCGUAGGGAUUGCUGAUAAAGAUUGUGAUACAAAUGGAAAGGUAGAGGAGGUUUCUGAUGAUAUGAGGUUAGAGAAAGAAUUGCCAACGCCUAAAGAGAUAUGUAAAGGGCUUGAUGAGUUUGUUAUUGGACAGGAUAAAGCUAAAAAGGUGCUUUCUGUGGCAGUCUACAAUCACUACAAACGGAUAUAUCAUUCUUCCCGGCAGAAAGAGUCAGGAGCGCACAUGGGUUUUAAUGAUAUCCAAAAUGAUGACAAUGAGUUCGUCGAGUUAGAAAAGAGCAAUGUGUUAUUGAUGGGCCCCACUGGCUCAGGGAAGACACUACUUGCAAAAUCACUAGCUCGCAUUGUGAAUGUACCAUUUGUAAUUGCCGAUGCAACAACACUAACACAGGCAGGUUAUGUUGGGGAAGAUGUGGAGUCAAUUUUGUACAAGCUACUUGGGGCAUCUGAAUUCAAUGUGGAAUCAGCACAGAGAGGAAUUGUCUACAUUGACGAAGUUGAUAAAAUAACUAAAAAGGCAGAGAGUUCCAAUAUUGGCAGAGAUGUAUCUGGAGAGGGUGUUCAACAGGCAUUACUAAAAAUGCUGGAAGGAACUGUAGUAAAUGUUCCUUUUCCUGAUAAAGGACAUCGGAAGCAUCAUCACGGUGAUGGAAUUCAGAUAGACACAAAAGAUAUCCUUUUCAUAUGUGGUGGGGCAUUUGUUGAUUUGGAGAAAACUAUUUCAGAAAGGCGACAAGAUGCUUCCAUUGGUUUUGGAGCACCAGUUCGUGCAAACAUGAGAACUGGUAGAAUGACUGAUGCUGUGGUGACGUCAUCAUUGUUGGAAUCUGUAGAAAGUGGUGACCUGGUUGCUUAUGGCCUGAUUCCUGAAUUUGUUGGACGUUUCCCAGUAUUAGUGAGCUUGUCAGCCUUGAAUGAGGAUCAAUUGGUUCAAGUCAUAAUGGAGCCAAAAAAUGCUCUUGGUAAACAGUACAAAAAGAUGUUCAAUAUGAAUAAUGUCAAACUACUUUUCACUGAUGGUGCAUUGAGAUUGAUUGCAAAGAAAGCAAUGGCAAAGAACACUGGUGCCCGAGGUUUGAGAGCUAUCUUAGAAAAUAUUCUCACAGAAGCUAUGUAUGAGAUUCCGGACAAGAAGACAGGAAACAAUUGUGUUAGUGCAGUUUUGGUUGAUGAAGAAGCUGUUGGAUCAGUAGAUGCACCUGGAUGCGGAGCAAAAAUUCUUCAUGAGGAUGGUGCAUUGGGGUGUAAGCUUCAUGAAAUAAAGUUGAAAGAAUCUAUGGAUAAUGGAGGGGUUGCACAGGAUGAGUUGUCGGAGGGUGAAGUAGAGUUUGAGUCAAGAGCUCUGUCCUUGUAACUUAUUUCAUAUUUGUGUAUAUUAGUAUCAUUUCAACGUUACGUGAAUACCUUACAUAAUAUGGAAAAUUUCACUUAUUCUGUUGCAA
Manihot esculenta (cassava) is the source of this 1990-nucleotide messenger RNA. Its product is annotated as CLP protease regulatory subunit CLPX2, mitochondrial. Gene Ontology annotation, cellular component: mitochondrial matrix. NCBI's taxonomy places the organism in Eukaryota, Viridiplantae, Streptophyta, Magnoliopsida, Malpighiales, Euphorbiaceae. The record is from RefSeq and is a predicted model, not a curated record. The transcript is spliced from 15 exons. The coding region runs from base 109 to 1902 and encodes 597 amino acids. Gene Ontology annotation, molecular function: ATP binding; ATP-dependent protein folding chaperone; ATP hydrolysis activity. Gene Ontology annotation, biological process: protein catabolic process; protein folding; proteolysis.